Messenger RNA from Rhipicephalus microplus (southern cattle tick), 1575 nucleotides. RefSeq names its product kinesin-like protein KIF18B pseudogene. Lineage: Eukaryota; Metazoa; Arthropoda; Arachnida; Ixodida; Ixodidae. The record is from RefSeq and is a predicted model, not a curated record.
AUGGUUUUUUACUUUUUGGCGCGCUCCAAAGAGUCGCGCCUGUCCUUUGGCACCGAAGACACCGUUGAAUUUGCUGUUGUGUCCAUCACCUCGAAUGAGGUGCUGGAUGCCCGCUUGCGGUUCACGCGUGCGGGCACGGAAGUCUUAAGGCAAUCUAUCAAAACAGAAGGCUCUGGGGCUUCAGGUCCGGAGGCCUGCAAGCCUUUUGGUGGAGGAAGAGACCUGCAAGGAGCUUCCUUUGUCGAAGCCACCGAAGCAUCGACAGUAGCACCACUGCAGAACGACAAGUGGCGUUCCACCGACACCGCGAAGUCGGCUCCGAAAUGCCGCCGCUUUGGCAACAACCCGCCGUCGCCCGGGGCGCGCGUGAACGUGGCCGUGAGGGUGCGCCCACUAAACGAGCGUGAUUCAGAGACGUCCAGCAUCGUCUGCGUGGGUGACAAUCGGUGCCUCAUGUUAGACCCCAAAGCCGAAGCCGAGUCCUUUAUCUUUCAAGGGCAGCGGACAUGCGCGGGCUUCGACUCUUUCAUGUUUGAUCAGGUCUUUGGUGAAGAUAAGGACAAUCAGUACGUAUUUGAGCGCACCACCAAAGAGAUGCUGACGACGCUUCUUGAUGACUGCAAUUGCUCCAUUUUCGCGUACGGUGCAACCGGAACCAGCAAGACGUUCACGAUGCUGGGCUGCGAGGAUCGUCCCGGGGUGGUCUCCCUGACAGCAAGCAAGCUCUACCGCCGCGUGGGCAAGCUCCGCUCCGAGGGCCAGUCAUGCGACAUGGCGGUCGCCUACAUGAAAAACGAGGUCAUACGCGACCUAAUGUGCCCCAAAGGACCAUCGUUGGUCAUGCGCGACGACCCAGCCAAGGUCAUUGCCAUCUCCAACCUUUCUAUACACAAGGUGAAGGAGUCUGGGGCACUGUUCGAGUUCCUCCUGAUAGGCAACAGGAACAGCACACAGCACGCCACCCAUGCCAACUCGGAGUCGUCGCGGUCCCAUGCGAUAUUUCAGGUUUACGUCACGCAGACGGAGAACGUGACCAGCAUGAGCAAGGGCAUUCGCGUCUCCAAGAUGAGCUUUGUCAACCUAGCCGGCUCGGAGCGUGUAGCUGCCGAAAAAGACAUCAAGAACCGGAUACGCGAGGGCACCAAAAUAAACCUGUCGCUUCUGGUUCAGGGCAACUGCAUUGAUGCCCUCUCCAAGGGUGGGGCUAAGCGGGUUCCGUACCGGGAUUCUAAGCUGACCCACAUCCUGAAAGACUCUCUGGGUGGCACGGGUCGCACGCUCUUGAUUGCAGCCGUGUCACCGUCCAAGCUCAGCUACACCGACACCCACAACACUCUUAAGUAUGCCGAGCGCGCCAUGAAGAUCAAGCUGCAGGCCCAAAAAAAUGUCAUCAACGUCAACGCACACACGCUGAUGUACAGCUCCCUCAUAGAGGAAUACAAGCAAAAGGUGGAAGGCCUUCAGCGCAAGCUCGACAAGGCAGAAAACGAAAAGUCGGAGCUCGAGAUCCAGGUGGUCCAGCUCAAACAGAGUCUCGACGGCCAAGGAUUCCCUGAUCUGAGAUCAACUUACUGA